AUGGGGAACAGCAAAAGCGGAGCCCUGUCCAAGGAGAUCCUGGAGGAGCUGCAGCUGAACACCAGGUUCACAGAGGAAGAGCUGAGUACCUGGUACCAGUCCUUCCUGAAGGAGUGUCCCAGUGGCCGCAUCACCCAGCAGGAGUUCCAGACCAUCUACUCCAAGUUCUUCCCCGACGCCGACCCCAAGGCCUACGCCCAGCACGUGUUCCGCAGCUUCGAUGCCAACAGCGAUGGCACCUUGGACUUCAAGGAGUAUGUCAUCGCCCUGCACAUGACCAGCAUGUGCAAGACCAACCAGAAGCUGGAGUGGGCCUUCUCCCUCUACGAUGUAGAUGGCAAUGGCAGCAUCAGCAAGAACGAAGUGCUGGAGAUCGUCACGGCUAUUUUCAAGAUGAUCAAUCCUGAGGAUGUGAAGUGUCUUCCGGAAGAUGAGAACACCCCGGAGAAGCGAGCUGAGAAGAUCUGGGGGUUCUUUGGCAAGAAGGAUGAUGAUAAACUUACAGAGAAAGAGUUCAUCGAGGGAACCCUAGCCAAUAUGGAAAUUCUACGACUGAUCCAAUUUGAGCCGCAAAAAGUGAAGGAGAAGCUUAAGGAAAAGAAACCCUGA
Messenger RNA from Globicephala melas (long-finned pilot whale), 609 nucleotides. RefSeq names its product recoverin (gene RCVRN). Lineage: Eukaryota; Metazoa; Chordata; Mammalia; Artiodactyla; Delphinidae. Gene Ontology annotation, molecular function: calcium ion binding. The record is from RefSeq and is a predicted model, not a curated record.